AUGGUCGAAUAUCUGGGUAUUUUUAGCCACCGCAGUGUGGCGGAAGCGAAGCACAUGGAAGGCCGAGAAGGGCUGUACAGGGUGGCGGAGGGGUCGCCACAUCGACGGGGGAGCGUUGCGAGCGUCCUUGGACGGCGUAGCAACGUCCUGGACGAGAUCGAGCCGUUCGCAUCCGACUCGGACGACUCGGAUGAUCACCUCCAUGACGACAACGACCUCAUCGCGACCCCCUGUCCGAUUCCGCACCUCGGGUUCUGCUACCACGGCGAUGCGUUCUACCAGCGUGGAUUGUAUACGGAAGCUCUGUUGUACCUGUCUCGGCUUCCGCGCAAAUCCAAGCUUCCCAUGCCGAUGCAGAGCGCAACGACGCCCAUGUCGUCUUCGUCGGCGGCGACCAUCCCCAUGACAGCAGCUUCACAAUCUAGACGCAAAGCGGGCGUGUCGAAGCUUACGCCAAUGUCCCGGUCGUCCAACCACCGCGAGUCGGUUGUCCUUGACGUCAAGGAUGAAGGCCGCGACUCGCGCAUGAACCGAAAGCGGCAAUGCGCGUAUGCCAUCGAUGCGAUGGCGGCCAAUCCAAUGUUACACCCUACGCUCUUUGCAGACAACGUGGUCCCGACGUUGCUGUCACUGUGUCGAUCCAAAGACGGGGUCACGUCGCGGUUGUGUGUGUCUGCACUGUGCCAUCUCAGUGGCAGCCAGCGCGGCCGGGAGCUCAUGCUUCAGCACGGGUGCCUCUCCAUCCUUCAAGCGGCGCUCCUCCUUCCCGCGAGCCCGGAUCACUACAACAUCCUGGCAACAUUUGCCAACCUGAGCAUUGAGGACAGUUUCGAGUCGAUGUUCGUCAAAGAAAAGGCCCUCGAGAGCAUGGUGCAGCACCGAAAGAGCACCGAUGCCGCCGAGAGACUCGCGUCGUUUACACUCUUCAACCUGAGCUGUCCAUCGUACACAUAUCCUCGCAUCAACGAUGUCAUGCGCGCGCUCGUCGAGCAUGGCCGCGACUGCCGCGACCGCCUCUUGCUCAGCCAAGCUUUCUACAACCUCACCGCGACCAAAUCGAACCGCAUGAAAAUUGUCGCGAUUCCAGAUGCCUUCGACAUCAUCAACGUCUUGGUCAUGACCACGGCCGAUCCUGUCAUCCGCAGCAACGCGCUGCAUUCGCUUUGGUGCCUGUCUGACACGGAGGGGUGUCGACGCGCGCUGAUUGUGCAUGGCGCGGUGCGAGCCCUGGUCACGAGUUUAAAAGCCACGACAGACAUCCAGGACCUGCGGUGCAUUUUUGCCACCCUAGACAACGUCGCGACUGAGUCCCUCGGGUGCGAGGAAAUGGCCAACGUUGGCGCGCUCAGCUCUCUCGCGCACCUCACCAACCUCCUCGUGGACCCGACCCUGCGAACCUCCGUGUACAAGUGCAUCUCGCUCAUCCUGGCCGGCGAGCGCAACGUUGUCCAUGUCGACGUUGCGUUCUUCGAGCUGCUCGUGUCGUACUCGCACUCGAACGCGCUGGACUUGAAACACAUCUCGCGAUACGUGCUCCACGGUCUGGGCUGCCUCCUCGCCUUCGCCAAGCCAGACGCCCAGUCGUUCCUGCACAACCUGGCGUACCUCCCUAAACUGCUCUACCACGUGCUCUACAAGAACUUCGAGCCGAGCGGCGCCGACGAAUACCUCCAAGCAGUCCUGUUGUACAACAUGACGCUGACGUUUCGACCGUUGGAUAUCGCCAAACCAUGCCUGGCGCGCCUUCUCCAUUUUGGACUCGACAGUCCCCGGGAAGACAUUCGUGCGAUGGCGUGCGGAAUGCUCUUUAAUCUCUUCCAGGAACCAACGUUGCACGAACCGCUCUUAACCCACGACGGCGUGCUCGACGUUCUGGUCAAGCUGCUUCAGCUCCCGCCGUCGUCGUCAUUCGAUCUGGAUACGCCAUGCAAAUGCCUCGACAUCAUUUGUGUCGUGCUGGACCAGCAUCAGGUGGGGGAAGCGCUGACGACGGCGGUAAUAUAUGCCGUGUUUCCGACCCUCGUCAAGCUUUGUGAACGCGGCGACUCCCUCGUGAACGCCGGGUGUGCGGCGUGCUUUGCCCGAUUCGGGAUGGUCGAGUCGUGCCGCGUGCGCAUGGUCCGGAAUGGUUUGAUCGCGUCGUUGUCGCUCCUGGCCGGCGAAGACAACCCAGACACGCUCCAGUUGGUCGUGAGCACGUACUCCCAGCUCAGCUGCGACCCGACCAUUUGCCGCGAACUGAUUGAAAACGGCAUUGUGCACUCGCUCGCGAGUUUGGCAGCAGCGCCGGAAGAAGACGUUCGCCGCGCGUGUGCGAUUGCGUUUUGCAACCUGUCGACCAACGAAGACAACAUUGUGACUCUGGUCAAGCAUGGCGCGCUCAAAGCGCUGCUCGUGAUCUCGUGCGUCAAGUCCAACGACGCGAUCACGCGGCGGAUGUGCAUGAAGGCUGUCAUGAAUCUCAUGCGAGCCGAGGCCAACAUCCCGACGAUGUGCAACGAUGGACUCCCUUGGGCAUUCACGAUCUUUGCCAUGUCGAGCGAAGAGCAGGACUUUCCGAUCCUGGCCGACGCGUUCUGUGGCUUGUCGUUUUACAGGGAAACCCGCAGGGGACUCGCCAAGGCGUCCACCCUGACUUGUUUCCUGCACAUUUUGCACCGCAUCUACGACACUCCUGCGGGGGCAACGAUGCUCAAAGGAAUUUUGAAUUUGCUCACGGACAUCGAGGUCGCGCCGCCGCUAUUGAAUGCGGGUCUGUUGGGAGAACUGAAUCACUUGGCGGAAGCGUCGUCGAUCGACAUUCGGAGGAUGGUGGCGCAGAUCCUCACGGCGGCGUUCCAGUCGUCGCCCGAAGCCCGGUCCAAGUACAUGGAAGAAGCGACUCUGCACAUCAUCGGCCACCUCCUCAAGACCCACGACACCGCCACCAAGCACUGCUGUGCCAUUCUCCUGCACGUUUUGUCCCUGGACGACAAGACAGUUCGCGUGCUCAUCCUAAACGACACCAUGACGACGGUGCUAGACACCAUUCGCGAAAGCGGGCCGAAUCUCGAGAUCAUGCUGCUGCUCAUGCGCGCCAUCUACAACAUCUCGUGCCGCGAUGAUCUCCUCGUCCACGUGUGCAAGACGGGCAUUGUGUCGUCUAUAUCGUACAUUGUGUCGUCGCAGGGGGAUAGCCCGCCGUCCGUCGCGAUGUGCGCUGCCAUCAUGCGCAACCUGAGCUGCGAAGGUUCGUGCCAUGCCCAGCUCGUCAACGACCACGCAACGACGUUGCUCGUGUCGAUCUUCAACUCGAAGAACGCGCUGAAAAUCGCCAAAGAGGAUGCCGCGAUUGGCGUGUGCAACCUCCUCCUCGGUCGGGUGAAUUCGAGUGUGAUGCUGGCCCAGGGCGCGCUGACGCCGAUUCUGUGGCUGUGCGCCCAUGCCGGCCUCGAAAGCAACAUCCUGUGCUCGGCCGUGCUUCGGAAACUCGCCAUGCCUCCGGGCAACAUCCAACAGCUCGUGGAUGAAGGCGCGGUGCCGUGUGUCGUGUCGCUCUUGGAAACCACGUCCAACUUGUACAUCAAGCGCAACUGCACCGCGACGUUUUGCCUCCUCGCGAGAAAACACAGCGUCAAGCCGUCGUUGGCCGCCAAUGGCGUGAUCUCGCUCACUUUGGAUCUCCUCGACGACUUGAAGAAGCCGUCGACGAUUAAGAGCCCGGUCACGACCAGCAUCGAGAAGAUGAGCAUCGACCUCGUCACGUCCCUCGCCGAGUUUGUCCGACCAAACGUCGCCGGCGAACAGCACAUUUCGUCCAUGCUGUUCCAGCUCAUCGACGUCGAGGACGGAGGGUACGUACGCAGCACGGCGUGCGAGUGGGAGCAAGACCGGGAAUUCCUCGUCCGGGCGCAGGAUGGACCGCUCCCGCUAGCAAAACCAUCCGCUGCAAGACAACUCCGCACGGCGGACAUCCCCACCCUCCAUGUUCCGCUGUUUCCGAUUCUGUCGCAGGGAUAUUCCGAGGGCUUUACCGUAUCUCGCGAUCAAUUGGUGAUGCGCAAGCUCGAGAGUGUUGUCCCGACUAUCGACGAUGCGUAUGGCCACCGCAACUCGGCGGACAAAAUGGAAGACAACCUCGACGUCCUUCGAAAAGUUCUCUUGUCCCACACCAACCAAGGCAAUGCGAUUCGAUCUGCCGGAUGGAAGAAGCUCGUGUCGAUGGAGUUUUCCAGCCAAAAGAUGUUUCCAAAGCUCCGAACGCCGUUCGCCCCCAUGGCAGUCAACGCUUCAACCGGGACGCCAGACGUUGACAAGGUCGACAUCAAACCCGACAACGCGCCACCACCCCCCAUGUCCAAGGACAAGGUCCUAUGGCGAACACCACCAGUGUUUGAUGGGAAGAAGAGCGCGGAUGAAGCAGGAGGUGGAGCCAUCAAGUCGAUUGCGAGCUUCACUAUCCAGCAUGCUGUGCUUGGGUCGCCAAUUCGAGCAUCCCCUCGCGUUGGCACGCCCGGCCGACGAGUGCGGUUAGCCCCCGUCGACGAGAAAAUGUCGUAA
Molecule: messenger RNA, 4539 nt
Organism: Aphanomyces invadans
Lineage: Eukaryota; Oomycota; Saprolegniomycetes; Saprolegniales; Verrucalvaceae
Exons: 9
Coding region: 1-4539 (1512 amino acids)
Molecular function (GO): protein binding
Source: RefSeq, a predicted model, not a curated record